CAGGGGAGAAGCCCCACCGAUAAGCUGCGCGGAUGAUGGUAAAUCCGGAUCCGAACGGUCCCCGGCAAAUUGCUUGUGGUUUUGCAUCUCUGCUCCCCACACAUAUUGCAAUGGCUUGGCACCACCAAAAUCAUGGACAUCGCCGCCAUUUCCCACCAACUCACCGCAUCCCCCCAGGCAUUUCCGGAUUGCUGUCUGGAUAUCUCCAGUACCUUGGUCGCUCAUCUAGCCGAGCUUCUGCCCCCGACACCUGCCUUCACGAUCUCCGUGGGCUGUGGAUCAGGUCUCCUGGAAGCACUGAUCGCAUAUCGUCAUCCGAGGACGCAAAUCAUUGGCGUUGAGGUGGCUUUGUCGGUCAAUCGCUAUCUCCCUGAAGAAAACAUAGACGUUGUCGGCGGCACAUGGGAUCUGCAUGCUGGCGCCGCUCAAGCGGCAGCUUGGAUGUUUGUCUACCCACGAGAACCGAAGCUCGUCACGAAGUAUCUGGAGACCUAUGGCAAUGGUUCAGUCCAAUUGAUCGUGUGGCUAGGGCCACGUGCGGAUUGGGCUGAUUAUGAGCCAUGCUUUCACAAUUCUUCUUUCUCGGUGUAUCUCCCGGAGGAUGAUAUCGGGUUAAUGGGAUAUGAAAUGCUCGCUAUCAUGAAGCGCCGCACCUAAUGGGAUUGUGG
Aspergillus ibericus CBS 121593 is the source of this 668-nucleotide messenger RNA. RefSeq lists its product as uncharacterized. The record is from RefSeq and is a predicted model, not a curated record. Bases 133 to 657 code for a protein of 174 amino acids. NCBI's taxonomy places the organism in Eukaryota, Fungi, Ascomycota, Eurotiomycetes, Eurotiales, Aspergillaceae. The transcript has a single exon.